CUUAACACUACCCAGCCGAGAAGCAGAAUCUAAUAAUACACCUGGGCGUAUCUUAUGGUAUCGUGGCUAAUCAAAGAGUAAAAGUAUCUCUUGACCUGGCGAUCCCCAAAGUUGUCUUAAUGCUGGACUCAACUAGAUCACAUCGCUGGAGAAGCUCUAUUGAAGAUUGUCGCUCAUUCUGAAGCACAUGAGGCGUAUUUGUUUCCGUCUUAAUGGACGUAGGAAAGACACCGCAAGGAAAACUGUUCUACUUAAUGAAAGCUUAGCUAAGAAUACAUUUCAGCGGCAACUGGAAAAACAGUUAAGCAAAGAUAUAGGUGGUUCCCAAUCCGAUAUACAAAAAUCAGUGGAAACAGCAGUGGAAUUAGGAAUCGGACCGUCAGUGAGACUAAUUCAAACGAGAAUAGUCUUAAUAUUCAAACUCAAUCCAAGAGACUUGAUAGAUGGGCAGAACAAUUUAGGGAUCUGUUCAACUGGUCUUCAGCCACACUUCAGUUACGCACGAAUCCAGUCAACCUAAAUGGCGAAUUGGGGUAAGUUCUUCAACUCUGACUUACGCCUGUUACCCUCAAUGAAGCAUAGACCACCGACCAGUGUACUCUAGCCUACUCUGUCCUGGGCUUCCCAUUUCAGUUCCGUAAAAAUUUUUAUUCAUUCUUUUCAUAUUUUUCUCUAUUUCUCGGUGGAAUGUGUUCCUUCGACCUUGAGGGUUCCAA
This is a messenger RNA of Schistosoma turkestanicum, 716 nucleotides long. The record is from the annotation of a GenBank genome assembly. Lineage: Eukaryota; Metazoa; Platyhelminthes; Trematoda; Strigeidida; Schistosomatidae.